GAUCCAAAACGAUUGUUCGAAGGUAACGCACUUCUGCGUCGUCUGGUACGAAUUGGUGUGCUGAGCGAAGAUCGCAUGAAACUCGAUUACGUUUUGGGCCUGCGAGUGGAGGAUUUCUUGGAACGUCGCCUGCAGACACAAGUUUUCAAACUCGGCCUAGCCAAAUCCAUCCACCAUGCUCGUGUUCUCAUCAGGCAAAAGCAUAUACGCGUGCGACGUCAAAUAGUGAAUGUGCCUUCGUUCAUCGUUCGUUUGGAUUCGCAGAAGCACAUCGAUUUUUCACUGAAAUCGCCAUUUGGUGGUGGUCGGCCGGGACGUGUGAAGCGACGCAAUGCAAAGAAAGGCACCGGUGGCGAGGGUGCAGCCAGCGAUGCAGAAGAAUAA
This is a messenger RNA of Gongylonema pulchrum, 384 nucleotides long. Lineage: Eukaryota; Metazoa; Nematoda; Chromadorea; Rhabditida; Gongylonematidae. The record is from the annotation of a GenBank genome assembly.